This is a messenger RNA of Fusarium sp. VM40, 1032 nucleotides long. The record is from the annotation of a GenBank genome assembly. NCBI's taxonomy places the organism in Eukaryota, Fungi, Ascomycota, Sordariomycetes, Hypocreales, Nectriaceae.
AUGGCGCCUCCUAGAUCCAGUCGAGUGCGACCGUCAGAAGUCGCAGCUGAUACUAAGAGGAAUUUCAUUCCACUUGUGAAAAAGAACUAUGGCGAGGUUUUCCCACCAUACUCUUAUCUCUAUCGACAGCCUAUUGCACAACUCGUCAUUCAGCGUCAGAAGCCUUCAACCCGGCCGCCCUCAUUCAGUAUCGAGGUUGGAGAUCCGGUAAUGAAGGCAUUGACUUACGCAGCCAUGGAUACUCAACAAAGUGAGGCAAUGGCUGGUCCUCGUGUGCGGGUUCCGUUCAUAUGCGCUGCUAACGAACGGAGACCUGGAGGAGAUUGGGAAACUGGAUGCGUCGGAUAUGAGGAGAAGCUUUGUCGACGAAGUAACCUCUCAGCCACACUGAACACGCCAUGGCCCAACUCCCCGGAACCCAACAACUAUCCGAUCCCAUCACAGGGUGGUAUUCUAUCUGACGCUGUAGUGGUUUGCCGCGGACCACAUGACCGCUAUGAGAGGCUAGACAGUUGGUUUGAUCUACCUGUUGUGUCGGUGCCACCAACUCGAUGGCCAAAGCUCAAAGACAAUGGCCUUAAGUACUCUUUUGCAGAAGAGCGUGAGAUGACCAGGGACAAACUUCGAGGUGCCCUCCGCAUCUGUCUCUACAAUGGUUACGAUCGCGUAGUCAUUGGAGAUUUCGGUCUAGGCAAUGGCUACCGCAACCCCCCACAAGAGCUAGCAGAACUCUGGCGAGAUGUCUUUCUUUUCGACCCAGAUCUCCGGGGACAAUUUGCCUACGUUGUUUUUGUCUUUGAGGACCCUAAUCAAAGUACCAUGUGUCAUAUAAUGGAUGAGAUUAUCAAAAAGGAAAACGGGUCCAAGGGCAAAUCCAGGGCGUCAUCCUCAAGUUCAUCAGGCUCAAAUAAAAGCCACAGCAGCGGUCCUACCGACCGACAGAUUUUCGAGCAUGUCUUCAACGCCGCCGAGGUCGAUCGAGUUCUACGACAACCCGAUCCGCGGUACGGACUUGGCAUGAUUACAACAUGA